This is a messenger RNA of Hirundo rustica (Barn swallow), 1531 nucleotides long. Its product is annotated as heparan sulfate glucosamine 3-O-sulfotransferase 3B1-like. NCBI's taxonomy places the organism in Eukaryota, Metazoa, Chordata, Aves, Passeriformes, Hirundinidae. The transcript has 2 exons. The record is from RefSeq and is a predicted model, not a curated record. Gene Ontology annotation, molecular function: [heparan sulfate]-glucosamine 3-sulfotransferase activity. The coding region runs from base 51 to 1112 and encodes 353 amino acids.
AGCCGAGCCGGGCGGGCUCCAGCCAUGCAUCCCGGCGCGCCCGCGGGCACAUGGGGCAGCGCUUGAACCGCUGCCUCGAUGUCCCCGUCACGUUGCCGCCGCUGAGGCGGAGGCUGCUGCUGCUCUUCAUCAUGCUCUUCCUCUGGCUCUAUAUGUUCUACUCGUGCGCCGGCUCCUGCGCCGGGCUGACGACCCGCGGGUCACCCGCGCCGCUCCGCGCCGCCCCGCCGCUGCUCCCGCUGCUGCCGGGAGAGCCGGGCGAGGACAGCAGCCUGGAGGAGCAGCGGGCAGCGCCCGACGCCGGCAGCCCCAUCUCCAGCUUCUUCAACGGUUCCGGUACCAAGCGGCUCCCGCAGGCCAUCAUUAUCGGCGUAAAGAAGGGGGGGACGCGGGCGCUGCUGGAGUUCCUGCGGGUGCACCCCGACGUGCGCGCCGUUGGCGCCGAGCCCCAUUUCUUCGACCGCAACUACGAGCGGGGACUCGCCUGGUACAGGGAGCUGAUGCCCAGGACACUGGAGGGGCAGAUCACCAUGGAGAAGACCCCCAGCUACUUCGUCACCAAGGAGGCCCCAGCCCGCAUCUCCUCCAUGUCCAAGGGCACCAAGCUCAUCGUGGUGGUGCGGGACCCCGUGACCAGAGCCAUCUCGGACUACACCCAGACGCUCUCCAAGAAGCCUGACAUCCCCACCUUUGAGAGCCUGACCUUCAAAAACAGGACUACGGGCCUGAUCGACACCUCGUGGAGCGCCAUCCAGAUUGGCAUCUAUGCCAAGCACCUGGAGAACUGGCUGCUCUACUUCCCCAUCGGGCAGAUCCUCUUUGUCAGCGGGGAGAGGCUGAUCAGCGAUCCCGCGGGGGAGCUGGGCAGGGUCCAGGACUUUCUGGGCCUCAAGAGGAUCAUCACGGACAAACACUUCUACUUCAACAAAACCAAGGGCUUCCCGUGCCUGAAGAAGGCGGAGGGCAGCAGCAAACCCCAUUGCCUGGGGAAGACAAAAGGCAGGACCCACCCUGACAUCGACCAGGAGGUGGUGCAGAGGCUGCGGGACUUCUACCGGCCCUUCAACAUGAAGUUCUACCAGAUGACAGGGCAGGACUUUGGCUGGGACUGAGCCUGGAAUGGGAAAGUCCCCUGUAAUUACUUGCCCAGCACGGUUUGCUUAUAUAAAGAGAUAUAUAUGUAUGUAAAAUGUACAGAAAUCUAUUUUAUAAUAAUUUAUUUUUAAUUCCUAAGCAAUUAAUUCACUAAGCUGCCUAACCACACUGGCUAGAACGGUAGCCUGUAACCUGUUUAACAUUCCACAGUGUUUAAUUCUAACGUCUCUCCUUUCCUUGUGGGUUGUUUUUUUUUUUCUUCCCCUUCUGCUUUCUCUUUGGUUUGGUUUGUAACAGACAGUGCUUCCACUUUUCCUAAACAAAAUUUGUAUCUAAAAAUCAAAAGAAGCGAGGGAGGGGAGGGAAGGGAGAGAGGGAAAGCACAAGUUUAUUUUUGUUACGGGUAUCUGGCCUUUAUAAACACUUGCUUUCCCUA